GCGUUUGCGAUCGGGGUACGGUACGGUAGCUCAUCAGGCCCCGGCCGGCGUGGUGGUGGUCUGGGCAGAGCUAGCUUGGCGAAGAUGAUGAUGAGCUGGAGCUGGUGUAAGACGACGGGGAGGCAUGAGGCUGAGGGUACCAAGAAAGGGAGCAGUAGCGCAGGAAGGGUUGCGGCGUGGCUCCUGCUGUCUCCUCUUCUUGUGCUCGUUGUGCUCAAGACUGACUUCCUCCCGACGGUUUCACGCACUGACACUGGUUUGGGCAAUGCGAAAUGGCAGCAGCAACAUUAUCCACAUGGCCCAGAAGCUGUAAAAGCAGACAUGGGAGGCUCCGCCAGCAGGCUAACCUGUAACCUGAGCAACCGCCACUCCGACACCUGCACAAUGGAAGGCGACGUGCGCAUCCACGGCAGAUCCGCGACGGUCUACGUCGUCGCGGCGGCGUCCAACCACCGGCGGCCGGAGAACUCCACGGUCACGGUCCGGCCGUACACGCGGAAGUGGGAGCAGGAGACCAUGGCGAGGAUCCGGGAGGUCACCGUGAGGUACACGCCGCCGCCCGCACCAUUCGGCUCCGGCGUGAUCCCGCCCAGGUGCACGGCCGUGCACGACGGCGCGCCGGCGGUGGUCUUCUCCACCGGUGGCUGCGGCACCAACUUCUUCCACGCCAUGAGCGACCUCGUCGUGCCGCUCUACAUCACGGCACGCGAGUACGGCGGCCGCGUGCACCUGCUCGUCACCGACUACCGGCCCGAGUGGGUCGCCAAGUUCAGGCCCGUCCUGGACGCGCUGUCCGCGCACCCGGUCGUAGACCUGGACUCCGACGCCGCCGUGCGCUGCUUCCCGGCGGCGCGUGUCGGGCUGGAGAGCCACAACGGGAUGCUCGCGAUCGACCCGACCCUCUCCCGCCACGGCUACACCAUGGUGGGGUUCCGCGACUUCCUCCGCUCCGUCUUCUCGCUGCCACGGCCGUGGGCGUGGUCUAGUAGUAGACCCGUAAUAAGCAGGCCCCCUCGCCUCGUCAUGGUUCUGCGGCGCCACUCGCGGGCGCUGACGAACGAGGCCGAUACCGUCGCCGCCAUGGAGGACCUCGGCUUCGACGUGGUCCCCGCGCGGCCGGAGGACGUCGCCGACAUGGGCCGCUUCGCCCGGGUGGUGAACUCCUGCGACGUCAUGGUCGGCGUGCACGGCGCCGGGCUCACCAACAUGGUGUUCCUGCCGCACAACGCCACCGUGGUGCAGAUCGUCCCCUGGGGCGACAUGAAGUGGGCUUGCUGGUACGACUUCGGUGAGCCCGUGCAGGGCAUGGGGCUUCGCUACGUCGAGUACGAGGUGACGGCGGAGGAGACCACGCUCAAGGAGAAGUACGCGAGGGACCACCCGGUGUUCACCGACCCCCAGUCCAUACAUCGCCAGGGCAAGGCCUGGGCCACCUUCCUCGAUGGCCAGAACGUCACUUUGGACAUCGACCGCUUCAAGGCGGCGAUGCAGCAAGUGUUUCAGUCCAUCACCACAGGGUAGUUAGUGGUGGAUCAGUAAUAUAGCAAAUAUUUUUGCUUUUCUUUGUACUAAUUACAUCAUAGCAUAUAUAUAUGGUACAUGAAAAUAAUGGCCGAGGUGUUGUUUUCGUAAUAA
Messenger RNA from Zea mays, 1635 nucleotides. RefSeq names its product Glycosyltransferase family 61 protein. The record is from RefSeq and is a predicted model, not a curated record. The coding region runs from base 85 to 1521 and encodes 478 amino acids. Gene Ontology annotation, molecular function: glycosyltransferase activity. NCBI's taxonomy places the organism in Eukaryota, Viridiplantae, Streptophyta, Magnoliopsida, Poales, Poaceae. The transcript has 3 exons.